CUAGGAGCUGGACCGGCCACACCACCCCUCUGGUGACCGGGCCCCGGUGCGCUGGUCCAUGCUGGUCCCCGCCUUUGUUCUCGGGCCGGAGCGGGGACAUGCACGGCUGACGAUGGAAGUGGAGGACUCGGGCGGCGUGGUGUUGACCGCCUAUCACUCGUACGCUCGCUCUCAGCCGCCCAGCUCCGAGCCGCGCUGUGCGCCCAGGGCCGCCGCCAGCCACCCGGGCAGCAGAAAAUCUAUUCCUCGCUGCCGAAGAAUUAACAGAAUGCUCUCCAAUGAGUCCCUACAUUCGCCUGCAUUUAACCGUUCCAACUCACAAGCCUCCAUAGACAGCACCUCCAUGGAGGACUUCUUGCGGGAAAUAGAAAGCAUUAAAGAGAGUAGCAUGAGAGCACAGGAAGAGCAGAUACCAGCUGAGGUCAAGCCUGUGGAUGAAGGAGAACUCGAAGCAGAGUGGUUGCAAGAUGUGGGUUUAUCAACCUUGAUCUCGGGUAAUGAAGAGGAGGAUGGCAAAGCCUUGCUCUCUACGCUGACUCGAACCCAAGCAGCUGCAGUGAAAAAGAGAUACAAUACUUACACUCAAACCAUGAGAAAAAAGAACAAGCAAUCUGUUAGGGAUGUCAGAGACAUCUUUGGAGUCAGCGAAUCUCCUCCAGAUGAUUUUUGUUGUAUCCCAGCUCCUCUUUUGGAAAUGAUCCUGGAUGAAGAAGUGAUAUCAGCAAUUCCCUGCAGAAAUGGUCAACUGCCAGGUGAUACCUGUGACAAUCAUACUGCUCAGUUGGAUGGUCCCCAGGAGGAAAAAGAGCUGCCAGGAGUUAUGAAAACAAGUGAUUCCUUGCCAGAUGAUGCUUCUCUCAACAGUACCGCCCUGUCGGAUGGGUCCCCAGAUGAAGAAGGGAGUUUUACAGUUCCCAGGAGUGGCUCUGUGUCUAUACUUGAGACCAUUCCAGCUCUACCAGUUCAUUCCAAUGGAUCUCCAGACCCUGGACAGUCAGUUCAGAAUGCAGUGAGUGAUGAUGUUUAUCUGGAAAAGAACAUUCCACCAGAAACUGAAGAGCUGUCCUUCGAAGUAUCUUAUUCAGAAAUGGUUACAGAGAUUCCAAAAAGAAACAAAUUUAAGAAGUCCGAAUUUAAGAAAGAGGACUUCGCCUUAACUAAAUUUAUUGUCCAGAAAACCAGAUUCGGUCUAACUGAAGCAGGAGACCUGUCUUCUGAAGAUAUGAAGAAGAUCCGCCAUCUGUCUCUGAUUGAACUGACUGCCUUUUUUGAUGCCUUUGGAAUCCAGCUGAAAAGAAACAAAACUGAGAGAGUAAAAGGACGAGACACUGGGAUUUUUGGAGUUCCGCUCACAGUCCUAUUGGACAAUGACCGAAAGAAGGAUCCUGGAGUGAAGGUUCCCCUGGUGUUGCAAAAAUUUUUUGAGAAAGUUGAGGAAUCAGGCCUGGAAUCUGAAGGAAUUUUUCGACUUUCUGGAUGUACCGCCAAAGUCAAGCAAUACCGUGAAGAACUGGAUGCCAAGUUUAAUUCUGAUAAAUUUAAAUGGGACAGAAUGUGCCAUAGAGAAGCUGCAGUAAUGUUGAAAGCAUUUUUCAGAGAACUACCCACCUCUCUCUUCCCCGUGGAAUAUAUACCUGCCUUCAUCACUCUAAUGGAAAGAGGGCCUCCCAUCAAAGUACAGUUUCAAGCUUUACACCUCAUGGUCAUGGCACUGCCCGAUGCCAACAGGGACACAGCUCAGGCCCUCAUGACAUUCUUCAAUAAAGUGAUUGCCAACGAAUCAAAAAACCGAAUGAGUGUAUGGAACAUUUCUACUGUAAUGGCACCAAACCUUUUCUUCAGUCGAAGCAAACAUUCUGAUUAUGAAGAACUACAGUUAGCAAACACUGCAGCCCACAUCAUCCGCCUAAUGCUUAAAUACCAAAAGAUUCUGUGGAAGGUUCCAUCUUUCCUAAUCAUGCAAGUCAGAAGAAUGAACGAAGCUACGAUGCUGUUAAAGAAGCAGCUCCCAAGUGUCAGAAAGCUGCUGAGGAGGAAGACCAUAGAACGAGAGGUUAUAAGCCCCAAGACUUCAAAGGUACUACAAAAAUCACCCUCUUCAAGAAGAAUGUCUGACGUGCCGGAAGGAGUCAUAAGGGUCCAUGCUCCACUUCUCUCUAAGGUGUCCAUGGCCAUUCAACUCAAUAGUCACACCAAAGCCAAAGACAUACUGGCAAAAUUUCAAUAUGAGAACAGUUAUGGUUCAUCAGAAUGCAUUAAGAUUCAGAACCAACGGUUAUAUGAAAUUGGAGGAAAUAUAGGGCAGCAUUGCUUGGAUCCAGAUGCUUAUAUAUUGGAUGUAUAUCAUGUCAAUCCUCAAGCAGAGUGGGUGAUUAAACCCCAACCAAGUUUUUGA
This is a messenger RNA of Puma concolor (puma), 2395 nucleotides long. The record is from RefSeq and is a predicted model, not a curated record. NCBI's taxonomy places the organism in Eukaryota, Metazoa, Chordata, Mammalia, Carnivora, Felidae.